Pyricularia grisea is the source of this 348-nucleotide messenger RNA. RefSeq lists its product as uncharacterized. NCBI's taxonomy places the organism in Eukaryota, Fungi, Ascomycota, Sordariomycetes, Magnaporthales, Pyriculariaceae. The transcript has 2 exons. The record is from RefSeq and is a predicted model, not a curated record. Bases 1 to 348 code for a protein of 115 amino acids.
AUGUUCCAAAACUAUUGUCUUGUCUUCCGACCCCACAUACUCUCGCCGGGCUACACAACCGGGGGUUGGCCUUUUGGGGGUCGGCGGCAGCGCAUAUCUUCACCAAAAGCCACCCAACGAGGACCAGAUCCGCCCCUCCAAUCUCUCUACGCUUACCUACCCUCCGAACCAGAAGCAGGGAUGAGGCGAGCAGAGAAAAAAAAAGAGGACCUUAAACAACCUAGCCGCCUAUAUGCGAGUUUUCUCUUUUCUUUUAUUGGGGCGAGUCGGAUCGAUGGUAUCGAGACGGGGGUUCCAAGGGGAAAAGGAGGAGUCCACACAGAAAAAUCGACGGCAAAGGCAGAGUAA